This is a messenger RNA of Symbiodinium sp. CCMP2456, 160 nucleotides long. The record is from the annotation of a GenBank genome assembly. NCBI's taxonomy places the organism in Eukaryota, Dinophyceae, Suessiales, Symbiodiniaceae.
GCGUUUGUCGAAGCCGGAGCUGACAUCACCUUCCUGGAGGCUCCGCUCAGUGAAGAAGAGAUGAUCAGGUACUGCGCGGAGACUCCCGGGUACAAGAUGGUGAAUAUGCUGCCCAGUGGCAAGACACCCUUCCUUCCACAUCAGCGACUCCAUGAGAUCG